AUGCAACCAUUAUCAUUAACUGCUAAUACAUAUUCUGAUUGUUAUUUACAAAUACGUCGUGGUAAACAAACAAUAUUUACUGAUGUUGCUGAAACAACAACAUUAUUAGAAUUAAAACAAAUUAUUGCAAAUAUACUUAAAAUAAAUCCUGAAAUAAUACGUUUAACAUAUAAAGGACAAAUACUUGAUAUUGAUGGUAAACAUUUACAUGAAUAUGGUAUUAUAACUAAAGAAGGUCGACCACAAACACCACUUCAAUUAGAAUUUGUUCUUCAAUUAGAUGAUGGAACAUAUGAAUCAGAAGAAAUUAUUCCUUAUACUGCAGAAAGUAAUACUCGACCUGAUGAUUCACAACAAAUGGGAAUUCCAAUAGAUUCAAAAUAA
Messenger RNA from Rotaria sordida, 384 nucleotides. The record is from the annotation of a GenBank genome assembly. NCBI's taxonomy places the organism in Eukaryota, Metazoa, Rotifera, Eurotatoria, Philodinida, Philodinidae.